Molecule: messenger RNA, 5824 nt
Organism: Sphaeramia orbicularis (orbiculate cardinalfish)
Lineage: Eukaryota; Metazoa; Chordata; Actinopteri; Kurtiformes; Apogonidae
Product: B-cell lymphoma/leukemia 11A-like
Exons: 3
Coding region: 333-2768 (811 amino acids)
Biological process (GO): regulation of transcription by RNA polymerase II; negative regulation of dendrite development
Cellular component (GO): nucleus
Molecular function (GO): RNA polymerase II cis-regulatory region sequence-specific DNA binding; DNA-binding transcription factor activity
Source: RefSeq, a predicted model, not a curated record
UAUGUCUCAGUCCGUCCAUCUCCUGACGUUCAAGUUCGCAGGAACGUCACGUCCGCACUUGAACUUGCAGCUCAGGGGGGUUUCUUCGUACCCCCAUCACCCUCUCCCUCUUUCUCUCUCUCUCUCUCUCUCUUUGCGAAAAAAGUCAUGAAGAGCUCCGCACAGCCAGAGACGCGCGCCUCACCCGCUGUAUGAUCUGCAGUUCUUUUCUUUUUUCUUUUUUUCCCCUUUUGGAUGUCAGAUGCAUCAAUGAAGAUAUUUCACUUGGAGUCUACCUUGUAGGAACGGAUUUCCCAAUGUGAACUCAGCUGAAAAGCCGCCACUAAACAAACAUGUCUCGCCGCAAGCAAGGCAAACCCCAGCACUUGAGCAAACGGGAGUUUUCGCCUGAGCCACUGUCAGGUGUUUUACCAGAAGAAGACUCUCAGGACUCCCCCAGGCUGGGAGUGGCUCAGGGUGAGCCCCUAAAAGGGGACCAGGACCUGCUGACCUGCGGCCAGUGCCACUCUCGUUUCCCCCUGGCUGACAUCCUGCUGUUCAUUGAACAUAAACGGAGGCAGUGCCAUGGGAGCCUCUGUACGGACAAAAGUUUGGACAGGCCACCAUCCUCCCCUCUUGCCUCGCCCCUCUCCACAUCCUCCUCACACUCGCGGACCCAUCAACACCCACGGAGGGUGUGUCACCCCGUGGAGGUGGCUGUUCAGGUGUCGCCACAAGAUGAGGAUUGUUUAUCUGCACCCUUGUCAGGAAUAAUCCCCAAGCAGGAGAACAUUACAGAUAAAGAUGAGCCCAGCAGUUACACCUGUACCACAUGCAAGCAGCCCUUCACCAGUGCCUGGUUCCUGCUUCAGCAUGCCCAGAACACCCAUGGUUUCCGCAUCUACCUGGAGAGUGAGCCUGGCAGCCCCCUUACCCCCCGAGUGGCUACAGCUCCUGGAAUGGGGGGUGACUGUGCCUCAUCCCAACCUCCAAUGCAUGCUGUUCACUUAGCUGAUGGCAGUCCUUACAGCCUCUUGAGGAUGCCCGGUUCUGGGUCUGGUCGGGAUUCAGCGUCUACACCUCGUGAAGGGCGCUAUCCCAGAACGCCACCUCUGUUCAGCCCACCACCACGGCAUCAUCUCAGUCCUGAUGACUUGGCACUAGCAACCCAUCAUCCCAGCGCCUUUGACAGAGUCAUGAGACUUAACUCAGUGCCACUUGACCCCCCAUCCAGCAUGGACUUCUCCAGACGUCUACGUGAGCUGGCUGGGAAUGCCACUGGAGCAUCCCCGCCUCUCUCCCCUAAUAGGCCCAACCCUAUGCAACGGCUGAUGCAGCCAUUCCAACCAGGUUCUAAGCCUCCAUUUUCAGCUACGUCCCCUCUAUCCACCUCUCAGUCUCCUUCUGGCUCACACUCCACCCCUAAUCCUGCAUCCAACGCUGUUCAACCAGGCACACCUCUCAAGGCUAAGUCUUGUGAGUUCUGCGGGAAGACUUUCAAAUUCCAGAGUAACCUAAUUGUUCACCGACGUAGCCACACAGGGGAAAAACCAUUCAAGUGUCACCUGUGUAACCAUGCCUGCACCCAAGCCAGCAAACUGAAACGGCACAUGAAGACACACUGUCAGAACAAGUCGUUAGUGCUUAAUGCAAAGUCAGAUGACGGCCUCUCAACUGCAAGCUCACCCGAGCCUGGCACCAGUGAGCUGAUGAACAGUGCUACAGAUGCUCUCAAGUCUGUGGUAGCAAAGUUCAAGAGUGAGAAUAAUGGUCUUAUGCCUGAGAAUGGAGAGGAAGAGGAGGAAGAUGAGGAGGAGGAGGAAGAUGAUGAUGAAGAGGAGGAGGAAGAAGAAGAGGAAGAGGAGGAGGAGAUGGGAGAGGAGGAGGAAAUGGAGAGUAAGCCUGGAGUUGGAGAAGAAGAUGGAAUGAAUGACUAUCGUUUCAGCCUGCGACUAGAAGGGGCCCGGCACCACCAGAACAGCGAGGCCCUACACCCACACCGCCGCAACUCAUCCCGGGAUCCUGGUGAUGAGGAUUCAGCCAUGGAAUCAGACCGGGCAGACGAUGGGACCACAACUACCAUGAAUGGACUGGGACCUCUCUCCACUGACAAUAUGUCAAGGAAACUGUUGGGUGGAGGAGUGAGCCCUGGCUCCCUCAGUCCUUUGUCAAAGCGUAUCAAGGUGGAGAAGGACCUCGACCCUCCCACACCCACCAUCCCAAACACAGAAAACGUCUACUCUCAGUGGCUAGCUGGCUACGCUGCCUCACGACAACUCAAAGACCCUUUCCUAAACUUUUCAGGUGGGGACUCCAGACAAUCGCCCUUUGCCUCUUCAUCUGAGCACUCAUCGGAGAACGGCAGCUUGCGGUUCUCUACUCCACCUGGUGAGCUGGAUGGGGAACGUGCGCCUUCGGGACGUAGUGGCACCGGCAGUGGGGCCAGCACUCCCCACGGUGGAAGUGGAAAUGGCAGGCCAAGUUCUAAGGACGGCCGCCGCAGUGACACUUGUGAGUUUUGUGGCAAGGUGUUUAAGAACUGCAGCAACUUGACAGUGCACAGACGCAGUCACACUGGAGAGCGGCCCUAUAAGUGUGAGCUGUGCAGCUAUGCCUGUGCUCAGAGCUCUAAGCUCACCCGCCACAUGAAGACCCAUGGACAGAUGGGCAAGGACGUGUACAAAUGUGAAAUCUGCCACAUGCCUUUCAGUGUAUACAGCACUCUGGAGAAACACAUGAAGAAGUGGCACAGUGACCGCCCUCUGGCUAAUGACAUUAAGUCUGAGUAGGCAAAGAGUAGCAUGCUGGCAGCUCUCUCUCACCUCCCCUGGCUAAAAAGUGACCCUUGCUAACUAGCCAAUAAGUGAGGGGAAAGGACAACAGGGUUAAACACCAGUACACAGUACAUCCCUGUUAUCCCCGUUUGGAAAAGCUGAAUGCAUGAUCCAUCAAUGGGGCAAUACUAUUGCAUCAAACGCAAACUUUUUGAGCCUUUCUAUUGUGCAAUAAUUUACAUGUUUUGUAUUUUUUGUAACUGGACAGCAUGCUCGGUGUGUUUUGGCUACUUAGAGAGAAAAUUGUCCUUGGCUGGUGGGUUUGGUUGUUGUAGUGUUGCUGUUGAUACUUUGAUUUCUUCAACAAAAAAGUUAGUUAUGAGAACCCAUGCUGCAUACAGUGCAUACUGUUUUACAUAUCAUGUACAGUUUUGUGUUCCAGCAUAGUGGACAGUGUCAUAUUAUCAAAACAUCAAGACAAGCAGGGUCACACUAAACACAUGGUCUUUGUGAAAGAUUUUCCAUGCAAGAUUGAGAGAAGAGAUAUAUACCUAUAUAUAUUAAAUUGGGCUGCCUAUGAAAUGCUAGGCACUGGCGCCAUGAAAUAUUUCUUUUAAAAAACAGCAAUGAAAUUAACAAUAUGGUGUGAAAUGACAACAAAGAGUGCCUUGGAUAUUUUAACGGAAUUAGUUCAUCCCUUUUUGCUAUAAGCUCUGAGUUUCUGCUAUAGAAGGUUACAGGACAUUUUUGUGCACAUGUGAAAUGAGCAGGUCCUUGCAUCAAGCACCUGUAAGACCCUGUCACAUUGUGACUUAGCAGAGCGUAAGGAACCAGGUGAAACUAAAACAGAAAAUUAUUUGUGUCUCUGGUAAAUCAUUUAUCUGCCUGAUUCAUGUGUAUUGUUAUUCUCCAGAUUCUGUUUGCUGGCAUGUUACAUGCUAAAAAGGAGUAGGAGUUUGAUUUGUAGAUUUUUGGUUUAGGGAUUUUAUUUCUCUGGUACUCAUGUACCAUUCUUAGAGGGUACUCUGAACAGUCGUUUUAACCAACCUGAAGCUCUUACUUUUCUGGAGUGGUUUUUUUUUUUUUUUUUUUUUUUUGGAAAUUAAAAAUUUGCAGGUUUUGUUUUGUAAGUAGCACAGUUAUGUCAGUUUUGUGUCAACCAGUCCGGCAGUGUAGCCAGCAGUCACUUGAAGAUCACAGAGUGGGUUUCAUUUGCAGGCAGAUUUUGUUUGAGUGGGGGAUGGUGAAAGGUUGGGGUGUGGGCUGGGAGGGUGUAGAUGGUUGUGGGUCAGAGUGGGGGUUGUUGAGUGGGUUGACCAGGUGUCUCUACAAUUCAAGUGUUUAUGCCCAUAUAGCGCUUAUUGUCUUUACUGCGUUAGAUAUUAGAAACCUUAAGUAACCUGAAACCUUUUAAUUAACUCAUAUUGGAAAAGCUCUUAAACAGAAGUCCAAAUGAAAUGUCAAGAAUGGUCCCUUUGAUGCAGCGUUUUAACAAUAAUAUCACAUUUUGUGUUCUUUUGAGAACACUGUUCUUUUGAGUUACACUAUUCUAGACCUCAUUGUGAUAGCAGAUUUUUUUUUUAUCUCCAUCCCCAUCAUUGUUGAUGAUAUAGCACUUGUCACUCUGCCUUGGAUUCUGUAUCUGUCUCUCUAAUCGGAGGUACAGUUGGUUGAGUAUAAAAUGGACCAGAUUUCAGAUCUGGUACUUAAUACGUGCACUGUUCAAUUUUCCCAGUUUACAGUUGGACACUCAAGGGAAAACUUGCUCUUAUGCUGACAGAUUAGUGUGGUGUCAUUGCUUUUGCAUUAAAAAAACAAAAGAAAAAAAAAAAAAAGGAAAAAAGAGAGUUCAAACUGUUGCCAGCCAUGUCUCCUCCUGAGAACUAAACAUCGGUUUGGCUCAUGAGGGUAUCAAUGCAGGAACAGCCAUAGAAAUAUCCUGCUUCAUACCAACUAUAGAAAUAUACUGCUCAGAACAGAAAGAUUAAAAAAAAUCUACAAAUUUGACUUUAAAAAGAUAAGUAAAUUGUGUUGUUGAUUUUUUAAGUAACACUUCAGUAUCUUUAGGGGGAGAACCUUAUUUAAAUUUGUUUUUUUUUUUUUUUUUUUUUUUAUUGUUUAUUGGUGUUUCUCUUUCCUGUCUUGGUGAAAUCCGAGACUUGAUCACUAUGUAAUGAAUUGUAAUGAACAUGUCUCUCAUCUUUUUUGCCUUUACUAUACACAAGUCUUCAGGUUGAACAAAAAUUUGCAUUGCAUUUGGGAGAGAUUUAUGAUAUAUAAAUAUAUAGAGAGAACUUAAACACAUAGGAAAAUGCACACUCAUGUAAGUUCCUAUGUUCAAAACACAUUUAUGGUCUACUUUUUUCCUGUAUUUAGAAUGGUAUUUGAAAUUAAUGUUCACUUAGUGUAGGCACUUAUAGUAUUUAUGUUGGAGCCUGUAUUUUUUAACUGUUUUGCCUGUACUCUUUAAAGGUUUCAAUGUACCCUUUUUUCUGUAGUGAAAAAAAAAAAAUCCCAACAAGCUGCCACCGUAUAUUUUCUUAAUUUGGCAGGAUAAUAUAGUGUGAAUAAUUUGUAUGCUUGAAAAUAAGUAUGUUUUUGAAAAAUAAAAAGUUGUGGUGUUCCUCAAGGGUGAGAGGUCAUGUAAUGGCCUUUUCAGGCAGUCCCGCUGGAGUGACCACAAUGAGGUAAAAACAGGUGGUUGUACAUAUCUUUUUAGUUUGUUUUAUAUAUUUUUCUGUCCUGCCAUUUUAUAUGCAGUAAUACAAGCUAUUGUUGGGUUUUCUUGGUAGCCAACUUUUUACUGUCCUUUAACAUGUACCACCUGAAAACAUUCCAGCCGUUUUGACCUUUUGUCAUAUGCAAUCAAUCCAACAUCAAUCUGAAAAGCAUGUUAUUUUGCUACAGUUUUUUUUUUUUAUUUACCUUUUGUUUUUUCAUUGCCAAAAGAACCAUGGUGCUUUCUAAUUUAAAUAUGGUACAUCUCAUAUGCAAGGCAUAUUCUAAAUAUAGCUGAAAUCAUAAAAAGAAAAAAAAACAACAACACACAUUUGGUACAUGUUAUCAUUGUU